Molecule: messenger RNA, 258 nt
Organism: Rotaria sp. Silwood1
Lineage: Eukaryota; Metazoa; Rotifera; Eurotatoria; Philodinida; Philodinidae
Source: the annotation of a GenBank genome assembly
AUGAUUUAUUUAAACGUCUUGAUAAAACAAGAAGAUUUUUUAAAUGAAUUUAAUUAUUUGGAAACAAUUCGUGAUAUAAAUCGUCAAUAUGAUCAAAUUGUUUUAACAAAUUGUAUAAUUGAUGAAAGAAUUUUUUUAGAAAAUAAAUUUCAAUUAAAUGACUUAUGUAAUUCAUUAAAUGAAAAUCGAUAUUCAAAAUCUUCUCAAAAUCUAACACCAUUAACAGCAAAUCAACAUAUUACAUCGAAUGAUUAUUAA